Messenger RNA from Talaromyces stipitatus ATCC 10500, 1404 nucleotides. RefSeq lists its product as uncharacterized. The coding region runs from base 1 to 1404 and encodes 467 amino acids. Lineage: Eukaryota; Fungi; Ascomycota; Eurotiomycetes; Eurotiales; Trichocomaceae. The transcript has 2 exons. The record is from RefSeq and is a predicted model, not a curated record.
AUGCCUCAACAAAAGACAUCCUCACUCAAGACAUAUCUUGACGAGAUAGAGGAGACCAACGGCGAUGAUGAAUGUAAGGCAUGGUUAAAGAGAGUUUUCGACUUGAAGGUUGAAUUAGCAAAUUUUGUUGCUACGCGCCGGGCAGGAGAGGGAAGUGGAAAGUAUAUCGGUUUUCUUAAAGGCUCCUUCAACUUCAGCUUCCGCUUCAGCUUUGACGAUGGAGGGCCGGACGCCAUUAUUCGGUUCCCAAAACCAGGACACACCGCUACAGCUUAUAGGGAUGAAAAGGUUACAAACGAGGUCCAGAUCAUGGAAUACCUCCGCCAAAACACUAAUAUUCCUAUUCCUCGUGUUCAUAGCUGGGGCUUAAGCGCCGAGAGCCCACAACUUGGCCCAUUUAUUAUCAUGGAUUAUAUUGAAGGAGUACUAUUAUCAACCAUCUUGAAGCAACCAGAUCAAGAAGACGUGAUUCUAAACCCAGAUAUCGACAACACAAUAUUGGAUAAGAUCUAUCGUCAAAUCGCCCAUUACAUGCUUCAACUUUCUCAACUUACAUUUCCUCGCAUUGGAGCUAUCUCGAAGGAUCACGAUUCAGAUACAUGGUAUGUUGCCGGACGACCCUUAACAUACAACAUGAACGAGUUGGCGACCGUUUCUGGCUAUCUUGAUAAUAAAUUUCCUAUCACACCAUUUGACCGCGCUAGCGAUUAUCUGAGAUCAAUUGCGAACGAACACAUAACCCACCUUUGGACCCAGCGCAACCUCGCAGAUAAUGCAGAAAUUGCGCAGAAGCGGUUUAUUGCCCGUCAUCGAUUCACACAGCUUAUCCAAAAGUACUACGUUGAGGAUAGUGGACCAUUUAUACCCUUCAGUGAUGACAUGCGACCGUCGAACAUGCUUGUAAACCCGGAAACACUAAGUAUUACCGCCGUACUUGAUUUGAAAUUCACAAAUGCCAUGCCGGCCGAGUUCACGUAUGACCCGCCUUGGUGGUUGCUGUUGUCUGGGCCAGAAAUGUGGCUUGAACGCUGCGCUAAGGAUGAGUUCUUGACUCUCUAUGAGCCCAGAUUGACCCAGUUCCUGCGAGCGCUGGAACAAGUGGAAGACGAAACAGCACUAGAGUGCAAGCAAUCCAGUGGGCCACCUCUUUCUACUCGCAUGCGCGACUCGUGGAGGACUGGCCGCUUCUGGUUCGAUUAUGCAGCGAGAAAGAGUUUCGACGUGGACAUCAUCUAUUGGGCGGCGCUGCAUGACGGCAGUAUGGGUGCUGAGUCGCUUGACGACAAGACGCGUGCAGAGGUGGAGUUGUUUGCGCAGGCAAAGAUGGAGCAACUGAAGGCUUAUAAAGAGGAAUACGAAAGAUUAGAUGUACGACGAGGCGUGUGGCGUAUCUUCUCGAGUUAA